This is a messenger RNA of Chrysoperla carnea, 3231 nucleotides long. RefSeq lists its product as uncharacterized. The record is from RefSeq and is a predicted model, not a curated record. The transcript has 4 exons. NCBI's taxonomy places the organism in Eukaryota, Metazoa, Arthropoda, Insecta, Neuroptera, Chrysopidae. The coding region runs from base 223 to 3063 and encodes 946 amino acids.
UCGUAGACGCGUUCACAUGAUCAUUUUCUAAAAUAUUCGUACCUGUACAUUAAUCGUGCGUUUCAAACGCAACUAGUUUUCGAUUUUUAAAAAAAUGUAACUUUUUUUAAACAAUCCUUGAACAAAAUUUUUUAUUUAAGUUGCUCUUUUUAUUUUUAAAUGCUUUUUUAAAAUAUUUGUGAUUUUAUCUUAAAAAUUUGUGUGUAAAAAAAUUAUCUCAAAAUGUCAUUUUGUCGUAUAACUGGACGCAGCCGAAAUUUACCAAAACCACAUUAUUUUCCAUUAAUCCCACCAAUAUCACCAGCGGAUGCACAUCGUGUCUGUAAAAUUACCGGAAAAUCUUAUGGUCUGCCAAUGCAUCAUUAUGUGCCGGUAUUAAUGCGACGUACAACUUUAUUAACGAAAUGUCGAAUCACUAAAGUAGCUGAUUUAUAUGGCAGACGUCGACAUUAUCCUUUAGCUGGAUUUAAAUAUGUUCGUCCAAUCAUUGAUCCAAAAAAUGAACAUCAAAAAACAUUAUUGGAUCUACUCACGCAAAAAUCUGGUGAAGGUAAUUUUGUGUAUACAGUUAAGGAACGUCGAUACAGUUUGGUAUUCCCUGCACAAUUGGAAAUAGCUGUACGUGAUGGUGAUAUAAAAGAUGUCAUGUUAUCCAAGGAUUCUGAUAAUGUUUUAUUAAAAAUGAAAGUAGGUAAUGAUAUUACUGUACCAAUUACUGAAAUGAACGAAGAUGAAUACAUGGAAAAUGAGGAAUUAUUCGAAGGUGAAGGAACUACCGAAGAAGUUGCACCACCAAUUAAAAAGAAACAAAAAUGUACAAUGGGCUUGGCGAAAAUAUUUGAGGACAAAGAACGUCUAGCUUUAGAUGAUGAAGUGUUGUUUAUUCAUAAGAAAAAAGUGAAAAAAGAAAAUAAAACCGCUGUUAUGGUAAGCAAUGAAGAUUGGCGCAAUUUAAUUGAGCCCUUAAUUGAAGGCUGUGAUUGGACACAGUUUGAACAAGAAGCUGCAAAGCAUAUAAAUGUUUCAACUUGGACACCAAGUGCAAAUCAUGCUUCUAAACAAGCCACCGAUUUCCAAAGUGAGAAAAAAAUUUUAUCAACACCUUUACAAUACAUCCAAAAUGGAAUUACUUCUUUGUCAGCAGAACAACUAUCACACACAGUUGGUAUAUUUGAACGGGUAAAAAAUGGUGGUAAACGUCUUUUGGAAUCAUUACCAUUAAUUCAUGAAAUUCAAGAAAUUGUAAAAAAAUUAUCAAAUGGAACUUUGACAGAAAUUGAAAAUAUAACAGGAUUAAAUAUAUUCACAGAUAAAUCGAAAUUUAUUAUUGGACAAAUGGUUGUUACAAAACGUGGAAAAAUUUUUGUACCUGGACAAACAACAAGUGAUGAUCAAUUUAUGCCAGGCUUUGUUGUGCAAACUGAAAAUGGACCAGCUUUAAUACCUGGUUUAAUAUUAUCCAAACAAAAACAUUUAUCAGUAUUUUUACCAGGUUAUAACGUUAAAAUGGAAAAUGGUGAAUAUGAAUUUCAUUCAGAACAAACGAUAAUUCCAUGUAAAAACUUAGAUAAUUAUCACGAGGAAGAAGAAAUUAUUGUAGCUGAAACAAUUGAAGAAGUUGCAUAUGAACUGAAAAUUGAAAAUGGUACCGAAUAUUUAGAGAAAGUUGAAACGAAAUUAGAUUCAUUUACACAAUUUCUUCAUAAUUUACAGCAAAAUGAUCAUUUAAACAUUGACAGUGCAAAAAUGAUAGCUGAAAAAUAUAAAAUUGAAAAUAUUGAUAAUUUCAGUAAAGUUUUAUUAACAGUAACACAUUUUGCACAGAAUCUAUUAAAAAAUGGUGCCAUUGAUGAAAUUUUAAAUAGUCCAUCCAUUAUUAAUGAGCAUACGAAUGCAUCUGAAGAAAUGAUUUAUAAUGGAUUAAGUAAAUUAUUUGUCACACUCAAUAAUAAAACAGAAGUUAUUGAUGAUAUUUGUACAUAUUUAAGUGAAAUUGAUAAUUGUGAUUUAGUAUUUAAUCAAAUUAUAACACAAAAUUUACAUAAAUUACCGAUUCAAGUAAGUAAAGAAGAUAUAUUGAAAUCAGCAUUGAAAUUAAAUAUUGAACAAAAUGAAAGCAUUAUUGUUGAAAAAUUAUCAACAGUUAUUCAAGAAGAUUUAUUAGCACCAGCAUUUAAAAAUAUUUCUAAAAAUAAUGUUGAAUUCUUACAUAAAGUUUUAAAUUGUGUUCAACAAAACAACAAUAAUACAGACAUCAACAUGAAUGACGUGAAUACAUAUGAGCUGUUACAAAAUGCGAUUGUAACAACAAUUAAAGAAACAUCUGAACAAAAAUUAAAUAAGUUUUUAAUUAGUGAAGAAAAUCAUGCAAUUAAUGAAUUAUUACAGGAAGCAAUUGGAUUAGCAAUUGCACUUGGCAUGCAUGAAACUGCUGAUAGUUUAAUGCAUGUAAUGUCAGAUCCACAAAGUACAUCAUUAUUAGCAGACGAUCCAUUAACAUUGGAAAUAUUAAAACGUUUAACAUUAAUGCGUCAAAUUGCAGAAAAACAACCAACAUUACAAGAUGCAUUAAUUGCAUUAAAAUCGAAUCCACAUAACGCUCGUACUGAUCCAAAAUUACGUGAAUUGGUACGAGAGAGUGCUGUUUUAAUGGUACCCGAUAUAAAAUCAUUACAUACAUCUGAUAGUAUUCCAUCACGAUUAUUCCAAGAGAAUAAUACGUUAGCAAUGGAAGAUUUUGUUACGCGUAAUCGUCAACCGGGUACGUUGUUAAUUAUAAAACGUGGUUUACAAGCGGUUGUGCCGAAAGAAGCGAGUCGUGCGGUUUUAAAUGGUCAAGUUGCGUAUACGUUAAUUGAUGAGACGGGUAUUAAACAUUUCCAACCGUUGGAUGUAUUCUCAGCGUUACGGUUAAGUAAACCAACAGCACGACGUUUUUCGGGAUAUGAAUGUUUGGGUGCGUGUGAACGUGGUAAUGUUGAUAAAUUAAGCACUGCAGAUAAGACGAAACAUUUACACUUGGAUAGGAUGAGCCCCCGUAUGGUGGCGCUUAAAGAAGCGUAGCCCCAGCAUAGGGAUGAGGGAGGAGGAAUUAGAAAUAGCACUCAAGGUUGUAAUUGUGGGUAAUGGCGGUGUGGGUAAAUCAAGUAUGAUUCAACGGUAUUGUAAAGGCACUUUCACCAAAGAAUAUAAGAAAACAAUUGGUGUUGACUUUCUUGAGAGACAAAUUGA